AAGAGCGGUUUCCUGUCAACUCAGUUCAUUCGUCCGCUGAUACUUUCAUACAUUUGCAGCCAUGGAAGAGGCCAAAAACAAAGAAAAUAAACCCACUGAUAAGACCGAUGAAAAGGACAAGGACAAGGAGAAGGGGCAGCAGGCCUCUGGGAAGGAUAAGGACAAGAAAGAGGAGCAAGAACUGUCUGAAGAGGACAAGCAGUUGCAAGAAGAUCUGGAAAUGAUGGUUGAGAGACUGAGUGAAAAGAACACAGCCUUGUAUAAACCUGCGUUGGAGGAGCUGCGCAGACAGAUCCGCUCGUCGACCACCUCUAUGACUUCGGUCCCCAAGCCCCUGAAAUUCCUUCGCCCUCACUAUGGCAAACUCAAAGAAAUAUAUGAUGGCAUGGCUGCUGGAGAGAACAAGAGGUUCUGUGCUGAUGUCGUGUCCGUGUUGGCCAUGACCAUGAGCGGUGAACGAGAGUGUCUCAAGUACCGUCUGUUGGGAUCACAAGAAGAGUUGGCUUCAUGGGGACAUGAAUAUGUCAGGCAUCUCGCUGGUGAAGUUGCUAAAGAGUGGCAGGAGGUGGAGGAAAAUGACAAAACUCAACAGGAGACUCUGCUCAAACUGGUGAAGGAAAUCGUUCCGUACAACAUGGCGCACAAUGCUGAACACGAGGCCUGCGAUCUGCUCAUGGAGAUCGAGAGGCUGGACAUGCUGGAGGACUACAUCGAUGAGAAUGCCUAUGGAAAAGUCUGUCUUUAUCUCACCAGCUGUGUGAGCUAUGUUCCUGAACCAGAGAACUCGGCGUUGCUGAGAUGUGCCUUGAACAUCUUCAGGAAGUUCAACCGUUAUCCAGAGGCACUCCGACUGGCCCUUAUGCUCAAUGACGUAGAACUGGUAGAAAACAUCUUCACAUCCUGCAAAGACAUUGUAAGUGAGAAACAGUUGGCCUUCAUGCUCGGUCGUCACGGCAUGUUCCUGGAGCUGAACGAGGAUGUGGAGGACUAUGAGGACCUAACAGAAAUCAUGUCAAACGUGCAGCUAAACAGCAACUUUCUGGCUUUGGCCCGAGAGUUGGACAUUAUGGAACCAAAAGUCCCUGAUGAUAUCUACAAAACACAUUUGGAAAACAACAGAUUUGGUGGUAGCGGCUCCCAGGUGGACUCUGCUCGUAUGAAUCUGGCCUCUUCAUUCGUCAACGGCUUUGUCAACGCCGCUUUUGGGCAAGACAAGCUGCUCACAGAUGACGGCAACAAAUGGCUUUAUAAGAACAAGGAUCAUGGUAUGUUGAGUGCUGCAGCGUCACUGGGAAUGAUCCUUCUCUGGGAUGUGGAUGGUGGUCUGACCCAAAUAGACAAAUAUCUGUAUUCAUCUGAAGACUACAUUAAGUCUGGUGCUCUCCUGGCCUGUGGUAUCGUAAACUCUGGUGUAAGAAAUGAGUGCGACCCUGCCCUUGCCCUGCUUUCAGAUUAUGUCCUUCACAACAGCAACACAAUGAGGAUAGGGGCCAUCUUUGGUCUGGGGUUGGCCUACGCUGGAUCAAACCGAGAAGAUGUGCUCUCUCUGCUUCUUCCUGUCAUGGGAGACUCCAAAUCAAGCAUGGAGGUAGUGGGAGUGACAGCGAUUGCGUGCGGUAUGAUUGCUGUGGGUUCUUGUAACGGCGACGUGACCUCCACCAUCGUUCAGACCAUUAUGGAGAAGAACGAGACGGAGCUGAAGGACACGUAUGCAAGAUGGCUGCCGUUAGGCCUUGGACUCAACCACCUCGGUAAAGGAGAGGCAAUCGAGACUACUCUGGCAGCUCUACAAGUUGUUCCAGAACCUUUCCGUAGCUUUGCAAAUACAUUAGUGGAUAUCUGUGCAUAUGCAGGCUCUGGUAAUGUCCUGAAAGUGCAACAGCUGCUUCACAUCUGCAGUGAGCACUAUGAAGCUAAAGAGAAAGACAAAGAGGACGACAAAGACAAGAAAGACAAGAAGGACAAAGAUAAAAAGGAGACGCCAGCGGACAUGGGCUCACACCAGGGCGUGGCUGUUCUUGGGAUUGCGCUGAUUGCAAUGGGAGAGGAGAUCGGUUCCGAAAUGGCCCUGCGGACAUUUGGACAUCUGCUUCGUUACGGUGAGCCCACUCUGAGGCGAGCGGUGCCUUUAGCUCUGGCUCUCAUCUCCGUCUCCAACCCUCGACUCAACAUCCUGGACACGCUCAGCAAGUUCUCCCACGACGCUGACGCAGAGGUCUCCCACAACUCCAUCUUUGCCAUGGGCAUGGUGGGCAGUGGUACAAAUAAUGCCCGCCUUGCCGCCAUGCUGAGACAGCUAGCUCAGUAUCACGCCAAGGACCCCAACAACCUGUUCAUGGUCCGUUUGGCACAGGGCCUGACACAUCUGGGCAAAGGCACCCUCACUCUGUGUCCGUAUCACAGCGACCGGCAGCUCAUGAGUCAAGUGGCCGUGGCUGGACUCCUCACUGUUCUCGUGUCUUUCCUUGACGUCAAAAACAUAAUCCUGGGGAAAUCUCACUACAUCCUCUAUGGUCUGGUGGCCGCCAUGCAGCCACGUAUGCUGGUUACCUUUGACGAGGAGCUGAGGCCGCUUCCUGUAUCAGUGAGAGUUGGACAGGCUGUAGAUGUUGUGGGCCAGGCCGGUAAACCAAAGGCCAUCACAGGUUUCCAGACACACACCACGCCGGUGCUGCUGGCUCACGGAGAGAGGGCGGAACUGGCGACUGAAGAGUACAUCCCCGUCACCCCCAUCCUGGAGGGCUUUGUCAUCCUCCGCAAAAAUCCCAACUAUGAAACCUAGACCGCACCCACACUCUACUCUCCCACUCCCCCUUUCCCAGACUGGCAUCCUCGUGCGUUUUAAGGAUGCACUGCGUAACUUUUCAGGUUGGGCAUUUGCUUUUCCUCUGUUUUUCAAUAUGGAAUUAUGCAUUUAUUCAGUUUUGGGUGUUUUUAUUGCUCAAACAUACCUUUUAAAAACAUGCAUUGAAAUACUAGAGGUAAAGCAAUAACAUCCCCAUGGAAACAAGCAACUGGCAGGCCCAUACCAGAAAAGUUACACAGUGUACCUUUUUAGCCCAGACGUUGUAUACUCUUUUGUUGAUGGUUGAAAACAGUCCUUUUUCAGCUCCAACAGUCAGUGAAUAUAAAUAACUCGAGGCGAUUUACUAUUGAAUGUCACUAUGACCUCAUUCCCUCUGCAAUUAAUUUGUUCCAUGUCUCUACCGCCGGUUGUUCAAAUUGAGGGACUGGGAAAGCCCCUUUUUUCUAACUCUGUCACUCAGAUUGGCUUUUACAGUUGUUUUUCUGCUCUGUGCAAAUCCACGGUAGCCUUUUGUAAUUAGAAAUAAAAUAUGUAUUCAUCACGUUUUGCUUUUUGUUACAGUACUGUUAAAGGUUAUAUAAAUAAAACUUGUUUCCCUCCGA
Boleophthalmus pectinirostris (great blue-spotted mudskipper) is the source of this 3408-nucleotide messenger RNA. RefSeq names its product proteasome 26S subunit ubiquitin receptor, non-ATPase 2 (gene psmd2). NCBI's taxonomy places the organism in Eukaryota, Metazoa, Chordata, Actinopteri, Gobiiformes, Gobiidae. Gene Ontology annotation, biological process: regulation of protein catabolic process; proteasome-mediated ubiquitin-dependent protein catabolic process. The transcript has 21 exons. The coding region runs from base 62 to 2782 and encodes 906 amino acids. The record is from RefSeq and is a predicted model, not a curated record. Gene Ontology annotation, molecular function: enzyme regulator activity. Gene Ontology annotation, cellular component: proteasome complex; proteasome regulatory particle, base subcomplex; proteasome storage granule.